AUGGCUGCAGUCGGGGAGUGGUCCUGCACACGCUGCACCUUCCUGAACCCGGCCGGCCAGCGCCAGUGCUCCAUCUGCGAGGCCCCACGGCACAAGCCUGACCUCGACCAGAUCCUGCGGCUCAGCGUGGAGGAACAGAAGUGGCCCUGCACCCGUUGCACAUUCCGCAACCUCCUGGGCAGGGGGGCCUGCGAAGUGUGCGGCUUUGCCCCCGAGCCCGUCCCCGGGGCCUCCCUGCUACCCGUCAUCAACGGGGUCCUGCCAGAGCCCAAGGGCAGCUGCGGGGAGGAGGCAGGGCCUGCACAGAUGGCAGGGCUGGUGGCCAUGGAGCCAGCUGGGGGGCGGCCGGAGGAGGUGGAGGGGGAAGAGGGGGGCGCGGCCGCAACUGGGAAUGGCUGGGCCUGCCAGCGCUGCACACUGCACAACACGCCAGUGGCCAGCUCCUGCUCGGCCUGUGGGGGGCCGCGGAAACUCUCGCUGCCCAGGAUUCCUCCUGAGGCCCUGGUGGUCCCAGAAGUCGUGGCUCCCGCAGGCUUCCCCGUCAUGCCUGCCCCGCCCCAGCCCGGGGAAGGCGCCGAUGCCAACCCUCCCUCUGCUGCGGACCAGGAACCCCCCCGGGGGCCACCCUUCAGCCCCUUCUCGCCUACCCUCCAGAACAACCCUGUGCCUCGCAGCCGCCGCGAGGUGCCCCCCCAGCUGCAGCCACCGGUGCCUGAGGCCACCCAGCCCUCGCCCUCUGCCAGCUCCAAGGGGCCCCCCCAGGGCCUGGGGCGGACCGCGGCUGGGGCCUCCCGCCUGGCGGAGCUACUGUCGGGCAAGCGGCUGAGCUUCCUGGAGGAAGAGGCAGCUGAGGGUGGCACCACGCUGCGCCCACCUGGUCCCGCCAGCCCUGCCCACUGUGAGGCUGGCACCAUACCGGGCAGCGACGUCAUUGACCUGGCCGGCGACACCGUGCGCUACACGCCCGCUAGCCCCUCCAGCCCUGACUUCACUACCUGGUCGUGUGCCAAGUGCACGCUCAGGAACCCCACAGCUGCCUCCCGCUGCACGGCGUGCGGCUGCUCCAAGCUGCAUGGCUUCCAGGAGCACGGCGAGCCUCCCACCCAAUGCCCCGACUGCAGCGCGGACAAGCCCGGGCCCUGCUUGGCCCACAAGGCUGGCCACCUCUUUCCCACAGCACUGUCUGAGCGCCUGGGCCAGUGGGCUUGCCCUGCCUGCACCCUACUCAACACGCCCCGAGCCAAGCACUGUGCCGCCUGCCACACCCCCCAGCUCCUAGUGACCCAGCGCCGGGGCACAGCGCCCCUGAGACGCAGGGAGAGCAUGCACGUGGAGAAGCGGCGGCAGACGGACGAGGGCGAGGCCAAGGCCCUAUGGGAGAACAUUGUGGCCUUCUGCCGGGAGAAUGGCGUGAACUUUGUGGAUGACAGCUUCCCCCCUGGACCCAAGUCUGUGGGCUUCCCUGCGGGCGACAGCGUCCAGCAGCGUGUGCGUCAGUGGCUGAGGCCCCACGAGAUCAACUGCUCUGUGUUCAGGGACCACAGUACCUCGUGGUCCGUGUUCCACACUCUCCGGCCCUCAGACAUCCUUCAGGGGCUCCUGGGGAACUGCUGGUUCCUGAGUGCGCUGGCGGUGCUGGCCGAGCGGCCGGACCUGGUCGAGCGGGUGAUGGUCACGCGCAGCCUGUGUGCAGAGGGCGCCUACCAGGUGCGGCUCUGCAAGGAUGGCACGUGGACAACGGUGCUGGUGGACGACAUGCUGCCCUGCGACGAGGCCGGCUUCCUCCUCUUUUCCCAGGCUCAGCGCAAGCAGCUGUGGGUGGCCCUCAUCGAGAAGGCUCUGGCCAAGCUGCACGGCUCCUACUUUGCCCUCCAGGCCGGGCGCGCCAUCGAGGGUCUGGCCACACUCACCGGCGCCCCCUGUGAGAGCUUGGCCUUGCAGGUCAGCUCCACGAACCCCCGCGAGGAACCAGUUGACACUGACCUCAUCUGGGCCAAAAUGCUGAGUUCUAAGGAGGCUGGAUUCCUCAUGGGCGCCUCCUGUGGGGGAGGCAACAUGAAGGUGGACGAUGCUGCCUACGAGAGCCUGGGCCUGCGCCCCCGCCACGCCUACUCCAUCCUGGACGUCCGUGAUGUCCAGGGCUCCAGGCUCUUGCGCCUUCGUAACCCGUGGGGCCGCUUCUCCUGGAACGGCAGCUGGUCGGACGAGUGGCCGCACUGGCCGGGGCAUCUGCGGAGCGAGCUCAUGCCUCACGGCAGCAGCGAAGGCGUCUUCUGGAUGGAGUACAGCGACUUCAUCAGGUACUUUGACUCCGUGGACAUCUGCAAGGUGCACUCGGACUGGCAGGAGGCGCGGGUGCAGGGCUGCUUCCCCAGCUCGGCCAGCGGGCCGGUGGGCGUGACGGCCCUCACGGUGCUGGAGCGCGCGUCCCUGGAGUUCGCCCUCUUCCAGGAGGGCAGCAGGCGCACGGACUCGGUGGACAGCCACCUCCUGGACCUGUGCGUCUUGGUGUUCCGGGCUUCCUUCGGCAGCAGUGGCCGCCUGAGCCUGGGCCGCCUGCUGGCCCACAGCAAGCGUGCAGUCAAGAAGUUUGUCAACUGUGACGUGAUGCUGGAGCCCGGCGAGUACGCCGUGGUGUGCUGUGCCUUCAACCACUGGGGCCCUGCACCGGGCCCACCAUCCGCGCAGGUCUCUGGCCCCUCAGCGGGGGUCCCACGCGACACCCCGGAGCCGCCCGGCCACGUGCUGGCCGUGUACAGCUCAAGACUCGUCAUGGUGGAGCCCGUGGAGGCCCAGCCGACCACGCUGGCGGACGCCAUCAUCCUGCUCACGGAGAGCAGGGGCGAGCGGCACGAGGGACGCGAGGGCAUGACCUGCUACUACCUGACGCACGGCUGGGCAGGGCUCAUCGUGGUGGUGGAGAACCGGCACCCCAAGUCUUACCUGCACGUGCAGUGCGACUGCUCGGACAGCUUCAACGUGGUAUCCACGCGUGGCAGCCUGCGCACCCAGGACAGUGUGCCGCCCCUGCACAGGCAGGUCCUGGUGAUCCUGUCCCAGCUGGAGGGCAAUGCCGGCUUCUCCAUCACCCACCGCCUGGCGCACCGCAAGGCGGCCCAGGCCUUCCUCAGUGACUGGACGGCCUCCAAGGGCAGCCACAGCCCCCCACUCACGCCCGAGGUCGCUGGCCUGCAUGGGCCCCGGCCGCUGUGA
This is a messenger RNA of Lipotes vexillifer (Yangtze River dolphin), 3213 nucleotides long. RefSeq names its product calpain 15 (gene CAPN15). The record is from RefSeq and is a predicted model, not a curated record. The coding region runs from base 1 to 3213 and encodes 1070 amino acids. Gene Ontology annotation, biological process: proteolysis. Gene Ontology annotation, molecular function: calcium-dependent cysteine-type endopeptidase activity. Gene Ontology annotation, cellular component: cytoplasm. The transcript has 11 exons. Lineage: Eukaryota; Metazoa; Chordata; Mammalia; Artiodactyla; Lipotidae.